Messenger RNA from Anopheles maculipalpis, 1976 nucleotides. RefSeq lists its product as uncharacterized. The record is from RefSeq and is a predicted model, not a curated record. The coding region runs from base 48 to 1976 and encodes 642 amino acids. Gene Ontology annotation, cellular component: Ndc80 complex. The transcript is spliced from 2 exons. Lineage: Eukaryota; Metazoa; Arthropoda; Insecta; Diptera; Culicidae. Gene Ontology annotation, biological process: attachment of mitotic spindle microtubules to kinetochore.
UGCAACAUUAUCACGGUUUUUUCCAACUCUCCUCAACCAAACCGACCAUGUCUUCUACCAAACGCAUAACGAUGCCGCGCCGCACACAAGAGUUUGAAAUAUCGGGCCCCCAAUCGUCGGUGAAAAAGCCACAAACCCGUGUCAGCCGCAUUGCACAACCGGUCCGCAAAUCAAGUAAACUAUCCGGCUUGGGACAGUUUGGUGAAAAUGGUCGAUCUCGUUCGGUAGAACGCGGACUAAACGGACCUCCGCUGGCGGGACCGUCAACUGCGACGAAAAAAUCGCUAAACCCACGCAGUAGCAGUGCAACACCUCAGGUACGCACCCCCUUACGGCACAUGGCUCACGGGGGACUGAACGCGGACAACAUCCCAUCAUUCACCAUUCCUUCGACGGUGGAACGCGAACGAUGCCCGGUAGAGGCACGCCAAAUAUUCGACUAUCUAGCGCAGGCAAACGUGCCCGACCUGCCGAAAGAGUUUAUCGAUCGCGGUAACAUAAAAGCGAUGUCGAUGAAACAAUUUCUCAUCAUCAUGGCACAUCUGUUGCGACAGAUCGGUGGCAGCCGGUACAAAAUCGGAACCAACUUCAUCGAUGACAUCAUGAAAGCCAUCACCGAGCUGCAGUGUCCGUUUACGGUGAACAAAUCGAUGCUAAAAACACCGAGCGCACCACACUCGAUUCAUCAGGUGGUAACGAUGCUCUGCUGGCUGAUACAGCUCGCCGCACCGCCCGUUUUACCAUCGGAAUGGGCACCAAACUAUCAUCAGGCGCCCGAUUUUCCUUCCCCGGACUAUACGCAGUUUUUCUUCCAAUCGGCAAUCGAAAGCUUUCAUCUGUGGAAUUUGAAGCGUGAGGAAGAGUUUGGCGCCCAGGUCGAAGCCAUGGCGGACCGGUUGGUGGCGGACAAAACGGGUGGAUUGACACAGGAGCAGGUUCGUGCCCGGACGGAACAAAUUCAGAAACAGCUGGCAGCUAUCGACGCCGACCGAUCGAAGGGUCAAACACGUGAACAAAGCUUUGACGGCAUUCAGCGAGAAGUUCAAGAAAAGCAACGCACCGAAAAGCAGCUAGCGGAGGAAACGAAACAGCUUGCGAAAAAGUACGAACACCAUGAACGGGAGUACUAUCAGCGGCAGGAUCAAUACUACGACUACGAGAACGCUAUCCACAAACUGAAAGAACAGCUGGCCCGGCAACAGAUGACGACAAAGGAACGGGACGAACUGCAAAUGUUAAUCGCACACAGCCGGAACCUUAUUGCUGCGAAGCGCAAUGCAAUCGCCUUUCUGGAUGAUGAGUCUUCCGACUACCAAAUCACCCUGUCCCGUUUGAUCAAGCAAAAGAUUAACUUCAUUUCUGAGCUAAACACCAAAGUGUACAACUUUUCCAACACUAUCAAACCGGACAUUCAUUUUACACCGAUCGAAAUAAGCCUUACCAGUGGCAACUAUCCCGAACUACAGCAAACACUGCUAGCACUCGAGCAACAGCUAACGGACGUCUUUGCACAGUAUCGCGAGCUGUACGUGCGUUUCAGCAAACAGAAACUGCACCUCGAGCAACAGGUGUCCGAUGUGCGGGUGACGAUCGCACCGCUUGAAUCGAAAAUAGCCAAAUUAACCGAUCGGUUGCAGCAUCUUCAGCAGCAGCGUGAAACGAUCGUACAGGAGCUUGGUGCUUUAGCGGAACGGGUAAACGAUCGCGAUACAGAGCGUCAGCGAACGAACGAGCUCGAUGCGUGUGUGGAGAAGGUUCGCACUCAGCUGGAAAACAAUCGGAAAGCAAUCGAAAAGCUAAUGCACGAAAAGCAUCAGCUCAUGGAGGAGGGCCUAGAACAGUGCCGGCAAGCGCUUGAGGAAAGACACCGGAAGAUGGCCAAUUACCGGGAGUACGUUGAAAGCUGCGAAAACAUCAUGAAACAGCUGGUGGACGUUUGUUCCAAGAAGGUGGAGCAGGAAUACGAAUCGAAUUAG